Prorocentrum cordatum is the source of this 1340-nucleotide messenger RNA. The record is from the annotation of a GenBank genome assembly. NCBI's taxonomy places the organism in Eukaryota, Dinophyceae, Prorocentrales, Prorocentraceae.
AGUUAUGCCGUAUGGUUGGUUGAGGUUCGGGGUUGUGCGGGAAGCGCCGCACAUUCACGCGCGCGCGCGUCCGUAGGGCCAUAUGGCCGCGUGUCCGGCGCGGGGCCGUCCGCGCCGCGGAGCCCCGAGGGCCGCGCGGGCGACGCCCGCGUGCACGGCGGCGGCGCUGGUGGCCCUCGGGGCGACGGGCAUCGCGCUGGCUGCGGCGCGCGGCCCCGGCAGCCAGAGGCCCACCGCCGCGCCGCCCGGGAGGGGCAGCCCCUCGGGGCCCCCGACGGGCCGGCGGCGCCCCGCGGGUCGCGGGGGCUCCGGCCGGGCGGGGCCCAGCAGCGCCGAGCGGAAGGCGGACCUCCGGCUGGAGGGGGAGUUCCUCCAGAAGAUGAGCGAGGGCGGCAUCGGCAGCCAGAUAGAGGCCCUGGCCCUCGCCGACAGCGUGGCCGCGCUGAGGGUACUGCCUCCGAGCCAGAAGCGCCAGAACCUCGGCGGCGACUGGCGGCUCGCAGCGUCCGACGCUGGGGACCUGCUGGUGCAGUUUGGCUCUGGCUUGCACGGCAUGCCGUUCACAGCGGUUAGCGACAUGUGGCUGAGCCUCAGGCCGAGCCAGAAGGAGUCCCGGACCACAGAGAUCCUCCAGAUGGGGCCCUCCAAGAUCACCAACAUGCUCAAGGGCGAGCUCUCCCUGGGGGCCGUUGGCGAGGAGGAGAUUGUGAUGGAAUAUGUCGGGAUGGUCGACAACAACGGCGUCUACAAGGCGACAGGCGGCUCCACGCGGAAGGUGACGGCCUCCCCGCUCUACGCCGGCGAGAGGAGUGGGCGCGUGGGUCCCCAGUCGGGAGCCUUGAGACGGGGGUCAGUGCAAACGGGGGUCAGCCAGAGCGCCCGAUCUUGCAGGAUCCUGCAGCGCCAGGGUCGCAUUGACCCGGGUUUGGGUGCAGGAGUUCGUAGGAUUUUGCAGGAGUUUGCAAGGCCUGACUGACCCCCGGGUCUGGAUUGACCCGGGUCAGAAGGUCCCCGACCCAAGCCGCUCAGAUUCGGGUCGGAUGACAGGGGGGGGGGGAGAGGGAAAGGUGGGCCCAGACCUCCCCGCUGUAUCUCAAACCAACAAGGAGCAGGACGGCUCCUUGUAUGUUUCUGCGUUUGGGGGCUCUUUGUUGGGCCCUUGAGCCUUCAAGAGAUGAGUCGGGAAACGGGGCCCGGGGAAGUCGUCAAAACCUUUUGGAACCCACGUUGUCACAAAGAUGGCGACGUCGGAGGCGUGGCGGGCACGAAGCGCUGCCUGCCGUUGGUGUUGGCCCCGCCGCCGAGCGCAUUUCUCUUCGCGUGGCACUCGAGGCGCCAGG